AUGAGAUCUCAGGGCCUCGGUGGCGCCGCUAUCAGGAAGGUGAUAUCUUCGGAACCCAAUUACCUGUGCUACAACGUGGAGACGAACAUCGCCCCGAAGUUUCAGUUCUUACGUGAUUCGGGCCUAUCGGAGUCGGAUAUCGUCGAUGUCAUCCUGAAGAACGUUGUUAUUCUGCUCCUCGACGUUCACCGUUCCUUGGUCCCCAAAUUGGAGAUGUGGGAAAGUCUCUUGGGAUCGAGAGAGCUCGUUCUCAAGCAUCUCAAGAAGACCCGGUGGUUUUUCUUCUCCAGCGUUGAGAAGAAAUUGCAUCCUAACCUAAAGUUCUUGAGGGAUGAGUGCGGCAUUCCUGAAGAAAGGGUCUAUGUCGUCUUGAGAAGUCACCCACAAUUAAUCUCACAGAAACCAGAGUCUCUCCGAGCUUUGGUGGCGAGAGCAGAUGAACUGGGGAUGCCACGGCAAUCUCGGAUGUUCGUGCGGACACUUGAUGCUCUCCACAACGUAAGCCGAGAAAGGUUCGAGGCCAAGGUCGAGCUCAUGAGGAGCUUCGGGUGGUCGGAGUCGGAGUUUUCUUCUGCAGUCAGGAAAGCACCCACCUUCUUAUGCAUCUCCCUCGAUAUGUUGCGCAGAAAAGUGGAAUUUUUUAUCAAUGUAGUCGGGUACACUCCUUCCUUCAUCGCCUCCCAACCAUCUAUCUUGCUAUAUAGUCUGCAGAAGAGGGUAAUUCCUCGGUUUCGUGUUUUGGAGAUGUUGAAUACGAAAGGCUUGUGGACUCGACAAGGCACGUGUUUGUCCUAUGUGAAAUUAUCAAAUGCAAAAUUCCGGGAGAAGAUUGUUCUACCUUACAAAGAAAAGGUUCCUGAGCUUCUUGAUAUUUUGAGAGCUGGUGAGUGUGAAGGGAAAUGA
This is a messenger RNA of Musa acuminata AAA Group (dessert banana), 903 nucleotides long. RefSeq names its product transcription termination factor MTERF15, mitochondrial-like. The coding region runs from base 1 to 903 and encodes 300 amino acids. Gene Ontology annotation, molecular function: double-stranded DNA binding. The transcript has a single exon. Gene Ontology annotation, biological process: regulation of DNA-templated transcription. The record is from RefSeq and is a predicted model, not a curated record. Lineage: Eukaryota; Viridiplantae; Streptophyta; Magnoliopsida; Zingiberales; Musaceae.